Molecule: messenger RNA, 834 nt
Organism: Musca domestica (house fly)
Lineage: Eukaryota; Metazoa; Arthropoda; Insecta; Diptera; Muscidae
Product: probable RNA-binding protein 18
Exons: 5
Coding region: 92-685 (197 amino acids)
Molecular function (GO): RNA binding
Source: RefSeq, a predicted model, not a curated record
AUUUUCAUCUGGCAACGUUGCCUGAAGUGUCAUUUAGCUUUGUAGCAGUGUGUGUGUAUUCGUUGCCUUUAUUUAUAGCAUUUACGCGACUAUGGCCUCUACAAGUACUGCAUCAACAACCGAUGACCGACGUAUAUGGGUUGGUAAUUUAGACCCCAGAUUAAGCGAGUUUCACCUCCUGAAAGUUAUGCAAAAAUGUGGCGAGAUAGAAAAAUUUGAUAUGCUUUUCCAUAAGGGUGGUCCCCUGCAGGGACAAUCUAGGGGUUAUGCGUUUGUUACCUUCACUAAGUCUAGUUCCGCCAUGGUGGCCUUGGAAAAAUUAAAUGGCCAUGUGAUCUUAAAUCGUCCCAUUGCAGUUAGAUUAGCCAAAAAUAUAAAUUAUGAUGAGUUUGAACGACCGAAGCCCAAAAUUGAAAUACCCGCCUUGGGCACUGGCAAACGUGAAGGCAAAAUAACACGCGAAGAAGCCAUAAAAGCCAUCGAGCAGAAACUCAAAGCCAUUGAAUCACAAGGUGAUGAUAUUGAUUUUAGUCAACCAACGGCGGGACCAGUCAUACCGCUAAUACAAAAAUACCAAUUCAAUAAAGAUCGCGAUGCCAAGACUGCAACCACAACGCAACGACGUCCAUAUCACAAAACUAGUUCGGGUCCAUACAGCCGGCAUCAGAGACCAAAACGGAGAUAGAAGUGAUUGUUGCACCACCCCAGUAGCCGUACUUAUAGUUCAAAAUAAAAAAGAUGUAUCGUUUUAUAAAUAUUAGUUCCAUCCAUUUAUUUGUGUAUUCUCAUUCACCUCAUUCACAGACUACCUUAAAGAAAGAAACUCACAACAUA